Molecule: messenger RNA, 1389 nt
Organism: Diversispora eburnea
Lineage: Eukaryota; Fungi; Glomeromycota; Glomeromycetes; Diversisporales; Diversisporaceae
Source: the annotation of a GenBank genome assembly
AUGAUGCCAAGAUAUUUUUUUCGUUUACGCCCAACUACUAAUUUAUUGAUCUUAAAUCAUGUCAAGUCAAAUCAUCUACAUCCCAAGUAUUCUUUUUUCCAUCAGACAAAGAAAUGCCAAUUUUCAAUUCUCACUCUUUUAAAAACCUUAACUAAUCCUCUUACAUUAUUACUUGAAAAUCUGGAUAAACCAAAAAAAACAAUUCAGGAAAUAAAAGUUCAAGCUUUGGAAACUUAUGAAAAAUUCAAUUGUCCGUCAACUCAUACUUUUAAUAAGACACCUAAUUUUGUUGGGCGUGAGAAAGAGAAAAUUGUCAUUGAAGAAAUUUUAAAUAAUAGUUUUAAAUGGAUUGUCGUUAGUGGUGUUGAAAGAGUAGGGAAGACAGCAUUAUUACGUGAAAUACUUUCAGAUGAUAAAUAUAAUGUAAUUCACUUUGAUUUACGAAUUCCAGGUUUCGCUAACUUGCAUUCUUUCGUAACAGAAUUUUCAUAUCGUAUUGAAACUUUCUUAUUACGACUUUCUGAAAAUCAACAAUUUGACAAAGAAAGUGCUAAAGUUCUGGAAGAUCAAGCAAUUGGAAUUAAACCAAAAUUAUUAGAAAAAUUUCACGCGAGUCUAUUAAAAUAUCAUUCAUUGAAGAAAGAUAAAAUUCAUAAACAAAUUCCCGUUAUAUUUAUUGAUGAGGCACAUAAAUUAAGAAAUUUGAUUAAAGAUGAUGAAGCGUUACAAAUUUUAUUUGAUAUGAUGGUAGUUUUUGCAACCCAAGAUAAAUUAUGUCAAGUUAUUCAUUCAACUUCUGAUGAUUUCUAUGAUAGAUUUUUAACGAAAACAAGUCAUAUUAAAUUUCUGGUUAUUGGGGAUUUGAACUAUUCAAAUAUCUCUCAUAUAUUUUAUAAAGAUUUAUUACCAUCAGUACCUAAAGAAUUUCGUGAGAAUCUUGUAAGAAUGGAAGACGAUCUUUACGAAAUAUUUGGUGGUAAUAUUGUCGAUUGGCAAAAUUUCGUACAGGAUUAUAAGAUUUCAUGUGGAAAUUUAACAAUUGAUAAUUUUGAACCUCUUUACCGAGUUAAAAAUCAAUUCGUAACACUUUUUCUUGGAAAUGAAAUUUCUAUUAAAUUAAUUUCUCUUUUUCAAAGAAUUGUGUCAAAUCCAUUGCAUUGUAUUGGAUAUCAUUAUGCUUGUAAUGAAUUUACUCAAUAUAUAAUUGAUAAACUAAUAGAGGAAGGAAUAUUGAAAUAUAGAUUAACUGAUGAAAUCGGAGAAAUUGUUCAUAAUGAAGUUAAUGAAGUUGAAAGUCCAUAUGUAAUGCCAAGUAGUAUGAUGACACUUCAUGUUAUGAAAAUGAUGAUCCAAGAGAAACAAGAUAAACAAGAUAAAAAAGAGAAUUAA